This is a messenger RNA of Bradysia coprophila, 2020 nucleotides long. RefSeq names its product Fas-associated factor 2 (gene Faf2). Gene Ontology annotation, cellular component: endoplasmic reticulum. Gene Ontology annotation, biological process: ERAD pathway. Lineage: Eukaryota; Metazoa; Arthropoda; Insecta; Diptera; Sciaridae. The record is from RefSeq and is a predicted model, not a curated record. Gene Ontology annotation, molecular function: ubiquitin binding.
GACAAGCUCAUAUUGUCGUUCGUUUGUCUAGUCAACUUUUUAGUUUCCAAAAUUUUCGAGAAAUAAAGUUUUAAAAAGACGAUAGGAAGGUGAAAAUAACCGGUAAUUUAUGAUUUUCCGAAGAAAUCCAUACACGUUUCAGUGAUACAACCGAUACAAGUUAGUUACGGUGGACAGUAAUUCGAUCAGUUCGGAAAAUAAACAAAAAAAUUUUUGUACACUGUUUUACUAUUGACAUUAUUAUUUUGAAUUCCAAGUUCAUUAGCUGUGUGUGAAGAGGUGUGCUGUGAGAAACGUGAAACAUUUUGCUACGAUCGAAAAAUGGAGGGCGACGGACUAACAAAUAGUCAAACGGAGAAGGUGUUACAGUUUCAGGAUUUGACAGGCAUUGACGAUAUAAAUAUUUGUCGUGAGGUUCUCAUACGUCAUCAAUGGGACUUGGAGGUGGCGAUACAAGAACAAUUGAAUAUACGAGAGGGUCGACCAUCUAUGUACGCUGUCAGUGAUAAUCGAGCACCACAAGUCAUAAACGAUAGAUUCCUGCAGCACAUAUUUACAAAUAAUCGGCCAGAUAACACUCCCAACGGCCUAACAGCAAUUGUCCGCUAUUUCGUGAAUUACAUUUUUAAUUUUUGCUAUAGUACGUUAACCACGAUAGUCACAACAGUAGUUAGCCUGUUUAGGAACAAUGAACGAAUUGUGACAGAUCCACUGGGUGAUGUACUCAAUUUCAUUCGGGCCUACAAAUAUCCAUCACAUCCUGUAUUCUAUCAGGGAACCUAUGCCCAGGCGUUAAACGACGCAAAGCGGGAGCUAAAAUUUUUGGUCGUUUAUCUGCAUUCGGAAAACAACAGCGAAGUGGCCAAUUUUUGCCGUAACGCGUUGUCUGAUCCGGCUGUGAUUGAAUAUAUCAACCAGAGAAUGCUGUUCUGGGCAUGUGAUAUAUCUUCGCCGGAAGGUUAUCGAGUAUCGCAUUCGAUAAAUGCUCGAUCGUAUCCGACAAUGGUGAUAGUGGGUUUGCGUGCCAAUAAAAUGAUAAUUAUGGGACGCAUGGAGGGCGACUGUUCCGGUUCGGAAUUGUUGAGACGACUGAAAACGGUGGUGGACGAAAAUGACGUUUGGCUGAGCCAGGCGAGAGCUGAUCGAUUAGAACGAAAUUUAACGCAGUCAUUGAGACAACAACAAGACGAAGCGUAUGAACUGUCAUUACGGGCUGACCAGGAGAAGGAGCGUUUAAAGCAAUUGGAACGGGAUGAGAUAUUGCGACAGCAACGAGCUUUCGAGGAUGAACUUCAAGCAGAACAGCAACGAAAAGAGGACAUUGCACGAUUGAAAAUCGAAUUGGCUUCACAAGUGCCUUCCGAACCAGAACUAAACAAUCCACAAACCGUUGGCGUUCUGUUUAAGUUACCGAAUGGACAGCGGAUAGAACGGCGUUUCAAAGAUACGGAUCUGUUAAAAGACGUCUACAAUUACAUUUUCUGUCAUCCGUCGUCGCCCGACUCCUUUCAACUUACCACAAAUUUUCCAAAACGUAUUUUAGAAGCCAAAGAUUCGAUUCAUACAUUAGCGGAGGCUGGACUACGGAAUCGGGAUGUGUUGUUUGUGAAUGAUCUUGAUGCGUAAAUUGCACGACGUCCGACGUUCAUUCAUAUCGAAUUUUCUAUACUUAAAUCAACCAUAUUGUCUUAGUUAAAUCAAUUGGCCAAAGUAUAUUUUUGCGGGGAAAAAAUGUCGUUAAUUCAAUUCAGAAAGAAAACCCUAACUAUGAGUCCUACAAUGACUGUAAGCUAAGAUUAACACUUGAUGGAGGACUGGACCAAAUCAUUUUUUUAAUUUUUUUUUUUGGCUAAUUGAAGUUUACAGAACUUAUAUUUGUAACGCAAGAAUCCUUCGUCCACAGAGUUCAUUGUAUUGCGUAAAGAUUUGUUUUCUAUUUUUUAGGCUUAAUUUGUUAAAUUUUGUUUUACAUUUCAGUUAAAAUUUAUUUGUCUUCGCCAAGCAAUACAAAUUUUGACAU